Molecule: messenger RNA, 483 nt
Organism: Mollisia scopiformis
Lineage: Eukaryota; Fungi; Ascomycota; Leotiomycetes; Helotiales; Mollisiaceae
Exons: 1
Coding region: 1-483 (160 amino acids)
Source: RefSeq, a predicted model, not a curated record
AUGACUAAAGAGGUCCCACAACCGCUUCAAGCCUUCUUCAACAGCCUAAACAUAGAAGAUGUUUUGGGUAUUUGGACUUUCACAGUCUACAGCAUCUAUCCUGCCCCUACUCCAGCUAGCAGCGCCACGGAGGAAUUAUCAGACCAGCUCGUCUGCGAGCGAUUACGAGCGUACAUCGAAGCCAGCUUGCGCUUCAACACCGAAGAAUUAUACGGCGAGAAUAUUCCAUUGCAGAUCGAAUUUAUCCGCCUUCCCUCCGCAAGCACUCAAGAUGCCCGAAAACACUGCCGUGCCAAGUACGGUUGGCCUGAGGAACAUGAUAAGAGGAUUCUGAGGGAGCUGAGAGAGCAUUACGGGAUGCGAUUCGAUUGGAUUGUCAUGAUUGACGAAGAGUCCUCCUCGAUGAUCCGAGUCCUAUCGCAGGAUUUCCGGCUGGCUCGAGCUAUAGAGAUGCGACAGCAGGAGAAGACGAUAUCGCGAUAA